UUGACAGUGACAAUCAUCUGGUCAAUGUGGAACACAAAAGGGAAAGAGUUGUCAAGACGUAAACAAAGUAGUAUGCAGUAUUUUUCUUUUUUAAAAUGUCGUCUGAAAUUCGUGUGACAUCAUGUAUAAAAGAAAUAGAUAAAAUAAGAAAGUGUUUAUUCCCUACUGAUGACCACAGAGGCACUGAUAGCUGGUUGCAUUUUUGUAAAAUAUCUGUUGCACCUACGGGUGAUUUAAUUGUUAUUGCAAACGAUAGAAAAAUUGUUGUACUAACUUCAAAAUGGGAUCCCCAAUCCUCCAUGAAUAUUUUCCAAAUAUUUCAUUCCGGAUAUAUUCACGAAUACGAUAAAGUAAAAGCUGUUUUAUGUGUAUGUGUAGUAGAUCAAAAUGGAAACAGUCGUCUUGGCGCAGAUUGGAAUUGCAUUAUUGUCGGAUUUGAUUCUGGUCAUGUUAGAUUUUACACGGAAAAUUGUGAUUUAAUUUUCGAAGAACAGUUCCAUGCUGAAAAUAUCACGACCAUAAAAUGCAGAUCUCAGCAUAACCCAAGAUCUGAUUUAUUGCCUAAUUUACAUCCAGAGGAAAUUUAUAUACAAUACCAAAGUAUCUUAUGUGUUCUUAAAGGCCCUCAAUUGUUUUCCACUUUGAGACACUGCCGCUCGCAACCAGAUAACAAUGACAUAGUACGAGUAGUACCUAAAAAAUGGGGCUUUCUUGACCAAUCUGUUAUAAACGAUUCUGCUGUCGUAGGGUUAAAUCUCUCUAAUACAUUCGAUCAUUUAUUAGUUGCAUCAACUUCUAGAGGUUUCAAUUCGAGAUGUAGCAACGUGCCUCCGACUAACACUAUAGUUGUGGCAGCUGGUUCAAAACCAUUUUUAGGUUACCAUUUCGCGUUCGAAGGUGGUGGUAUGCCUGUUUUAAGUGAUGUAGCUAAAGCCGUCGCUAUGAAAUUAAAAUCUACUCUACCAAGCUGGUUAGUUGGAAAUAAGAAUGUACAAGAAAAACAAUUAUCUGUACCGGUACUACCGGCUGAUGCUAUGACUUGCAGAUUUGGGCUUUGUGAUUUAAGACGUGCCGCUACUGAUAUAAUUCUUUCAGCUGAUCAUAGAUUAGCCGCCGUAUGUGAUAGUUUAGGUCGCAUCCUACUAAUCGAUACUUUCAAAGGGAUAGUUAUUAGAAUGUUUAAAGGUUAUAGAGAAGCCCAGUGUUCGUUUAUACAAGUUCCAGAUGAAAGAAGAUCUAAACAUAGAUUAGGAAACAAAGUUGCCCACUUUUUGGUGGUGUAUUCACCGAGAAGGGGAACUUUGGAGGUGUUUUCUCUCCAACAGGGGAGUAAAAUUGCGAUUUUUUCCGCUUCUAAACAUAGUAAAUUAGUGUAUAUAAAUUACGGUUUAGUAGGUUUUACGAAAACUUUAAAAAGUCAAUUUGUUUGUCAAUAUACCACUGUGUUUAUAGAUGGGGACGGUUUAAUUAAAGAAAUAUCUAUCCCAUUUCAUUUCGCUUUGUCCGAAAAACAUAAUAAAAGAGCUAGAGAUAUCCAUUUAUACAAAAAAUAUCGAAAUCUACUGAAAACCGAUGCCGAUAAUGAUAAAUUAUUAAACGAAGCAUUGAAUACCUGCACGGAAUUAAAAACCACAGAAGGAAAAAAACAAAUGGUAGAAUUGUUGUUGGAAAAUAAAAACGUACCCCCAGAAGUGGCUAUUUCUUGCGUUAAAUAUUUUCUGGAAAGUUUAGAAGGCGAAGAUACGAUAAAUUUGAAAAUAUUGUGCCAAAACUCUAAUCUCCUAUUAGAAUUAUUCGUUUUCGUAUCAAAUUUUGAAGGAAAAGAUACGGAAAAAAGCCACACAGAACAGGAUGAAUUUUCUGUAAAAGUAGACGUAAAGGAAAUGUCUAAUCUACAAAAACUUCUAGAUCUAAGCGUCACGAAUGAUAAUAUAAAUUUACCUGAAGUUCACGUGAAGUUUUCCAACGAUCACAAAUUUUCCGGGGCCGAAUUUCUUUCCAUAUUCGAUUAUACAAAGUCAGAUUCAAUCGUCCUCAAGCCUAAAGUAGACGAAGAUUCAAAAUUCAAAGCUUCGGAAAUAUUAUUUAAACCUUACAUAGAAGGUACGUUCGCAAACAUUUCAGAGCUACAAGAAAGGCUAGUGGGCCUAAAAAUACCGACAGAACAUCUGUUUGAUCUACUAGUCAAUUAUUGGGUCAAUAGGUCGCUUCGUAUAGAUCUAAACCUCGAAAAAGAGAUACAAAGAUUAUCGAAUAUGUUAUAUAUAUUAUUGAAAGUAUCGAAUGAAGAUAUCAAUCCUGAAUAUGGUGAAGUUUCUACGUUUUGGUCGAGGAUAAGAGAAUUUUUGGCAAUUUCUUCUAGACCUUUUCCAGCUCUUAUGGCAGCCAUUUUGUGUAAGAAUGUAGCUAGAAAAUUUGAGAUAGCAGUACACUUGGAGGAGUUCGAGAACAAUUUAGAAGAUAUGGAAGUACUGACACAAGAAAACGUGGAAUGGUCCUUAUUGAUAAGUAAAUUAGAGGACGUUUCACUUCUAAACAUAAUACUUUCAAUAAAACCAGUUGCCAAAGAUUGUCCAUUACCGAAACUUACACACAAAGAUCCCGUUGUCAGUUUAAAUUACGUAUUACAAAAAGGAAAAGGAUCAGUUAGUGAAUUAGUAGCACAAUGGUUGACAAAAGCGGGUAUCAACCCCUUAAAUAUCAAUUUAAAUGAAGAUCUCGAUAAAAACGAUGAUGACCUUCUGAAGGAAAAUUGGGCGACAAUAGAUCAUUCGAUUAAAGAAGAAAAUUUGUUUUUACAUAUAAAUUUGUUAAAAAAACAAUUUCCUUACAGCGUUAAUUCAAAUUAUCUGUUAACGAACAUGUCCUGGGAAUAUGCUUCGGCAUGGCAAAAGGAUAUGCAAAAUUUAGAUUUAUUAGAAGCGGCAAUAAGUUGUUUGAAUUGUAUUAGAGACGUUCAUAUAAGACAAGGUCUGUACCAACUAAUAUGGAACACCCAUUUGAAAAUAGUCAGCGAGAGUGCAAGCAAAUUGAUAAAUAAAGUUGGAAAGGUUCCAAAGGAACGACUGUGUAAACAAGAGACCGGUCUAACAGAUUACCAAAUGUCCCUUUUUUCGAAUAUAUUGAACAAAUUCUUAGAUUCGUUUAUGCAGACCGCUAUACAAUCUCAAAGGGUUUCUAAAGCCCAGUUAAAUUUCGAAAAUAUAUGGGACAACGGCGGACAGCCUCUAGUGGAACUAGCAGUACAACAAAAAUUGGUCAAUUUCGAAUUGUUACACUUACAUUACCAACUCAGUUUAGUUCUAUUGAUGAUAAUAACGUUUUCCAUUAAAUAUUCCAAACCGAUAAACAAUCUUUUCGAUACUUCGGUUGGGAAUUUAUUCUUCACCGAUAUGCAGAAAAAAUUGGAGAUCUCCUGUAACAAAUCAGAUACAAAAUUAAAUUCAUCGAGAUCUCAAUUCUUAUUUAAAAUAAUAUCCGCCAGUUUGGAAACUGUUACAGUGAAUAAUUCUGGAGAAAUAUAUUCCACUGAUCACGUUCAUUGGACUAACAAAUGUUUGGAUUUGGGUGGUAGUUGGAAUUUGGAGGUGGAUGAAUUGAGGAGGUACCAAGUAGUUCAAUUGUACGUGUCAGGUUAUGACAGUCUAGCUUACAGACAAAUGUACAUGGUGAAAGAUCGUAAGGAGCUAGGAAAAUGUCUACUAAAAGUCACAGCUAAAAGAUUGUCCCACUAUUUGGCUUCGUCACCGGAUUAUUGCCAAAAUAUUACAUGUCUAACUACUAUGGUUACUCAUUACAUGGAAACUUUGGGUGAGGAAUGGUGCGCCCCUGCUACUAUAGGGGAUAUAACGGUAUUAGCUAAACACACAUUACAUUGUUUCUCCGAAGAAGAUAAAGAAUACAAACUAGCUUAUUAUUUACACGAUGGUUGUAGUACGAUACAAAAUUUACAAUAAUUAUGCUAUUAAAAUUCUAUUUAAAUCGUUAACAGCAUUUAUAAGAAUCCCGUGUACAUAUCUCUUGAAUAUACACCAUUCUAUUAACGUUAUUAUUGCGAGAUUGUGGCAAUUAAACACCAAAAUAUACUCUCUUUUUUUAAUAUACAUAAACCCCAAGUGGUUCGUGGACUGUAUUUAUGUGGGAUUGUGGAAAUUAAACACUGAAGUAUACUCUGUAGGUUGUAUUUUAUGUUUGUUGCUUUGAUUUAGUUAUGAGUAAAACUGAACGAAUUUGUUAACUUUACCUUUUUAUUUUACUUAUGUAUAUUUUGAAUUUCUUUUUACAACUAGUUCCCUGAUGACUAAUUUAUAGUUAUUCGAAAGCUUUGAAUAUAUGUUAGAAAUUGUAUACUGUGGUGUUUUAUUUCCACUAUCCCACAGUAACGUUUAUAAAGUAAUAGGAAAAUACUUUAUUUCCAAUUUACGUCAUUUUAUGUAUUUUUUUUGGUUAGGUUAAUCUGAGUUUUUUCUAAACUGGAUCCUUAUGUACAUUAAAAACACUAUACUGUGGUGUUUGUUUGCCACUAUCCCACAAUAACAUUCAUAAAGUAGUAGACAAAAACUUUGUUCCCUUUUUACCUCGUUUUAUAUAUAAUUUUUGGUUUCAAAUAAGUUUUUUUCUUUAAACUGGUUCCACAAUAACGUUUAUAAAGUAGUAGGAAAAAACUUUAUUUCCAAUUUACAUCAUUUUAUUCAUAAUUUUUGGUUUAAAAUGAGUUUUUUUAUAAAACUGGAUUUUUUUUAUUAGAAUUACAGUAUACAAAAAAACUUUGUGUUUUUAGUGUAAAUUCAACAGUACUUUAUGGUGUAUAUUGAAAAAAUAUGUUUAGUUGGAUUUAUACGUGAUUAUUUUAACAAUAAAUUUGCUAUAAACGUUGGUGGUUUGUAAUUUUGUUUAUGAUAUGAAUAUUAAACGUGUUACUAUAUCUUUAUUGAAAAUAAAAAUUUUAUUUAUUAUUUUUUUAGUCAUUAAUAAAGGAAAUUAAGAAAUUA
Diorhabda carinulata is the source of this 4991-nucleotide messenger RNA. RefSeq names its product rab3 GTPase-activating protein non-catalytic subunit (gene Rab3-GAP). The record is from RefSeq and is a predicted model, not a curated record. Gene Ontology annotation, molecular function: protein binding. Gene Ontology annotation, biological process: regulation of GTPase activity. Lineage: Eukaryota; Metazoa; Arthropoda; Insecta; Coleoptera; Chrysomelidae. The transcript is spliced from 8 exons. The coding region runs from base 96 to 3956 and encodes 1286 amino acids.